UCGUAGAGAACCACAGAGAGUUGCGUUGCAAAACUUGCAUAGACAAGAAAGCAGUUAGUCCGUUAUGCGAUGGGAAAACAUGUUGCAACUUCGAGCAAAGACAUCGUUCAAGUUCAACAACACUGCUCACGCUUCACUCUUCAUUCUUCCCACCAAACAAUUUGGAUUCAGUUACAGUGUUUUGUCUUCUUUAUGCAACCCAAAGAACAUGGUUUUGGACUCCAAAGCUUACACGAAACUCGUUCAAAAAUCCGCGAGCUCAGGCUCCCCUCUUCUGGGAAAGCUCGCACACACCCACAUGAUCAAAUCCUCCUUCAAACCCUGCCUGUUCUUACUCAACAAUCUCCUCUCCAUGUACUGCAAGUGCCGAGAUUUGAGUCUCGCACGCAAGUUGUUCGACGCAAUGCCUGAACGAAACAUCAUCUCUUUCAACUCCCUGAUCUCCGGGUACAGCCAAAUGGGGCUUCACGAACACUCCAUGAAGCUGUUCCUCGAAGCUAGAGAAUCCAGUUUAAAGCUCGAUAAGUUCACUUACGCCGGCGCGUUAGGGUUCUGUGGAGAAAGGUCUGAUCUUGGGCUAGGGAAGUUGCUGCACGGUUUGGUUAUUGUCAAUAAUUUGGCUGAUCAAGUUUUUGUUGUUAAUGUUUUGAUUAACAUGUAUUGUAAGUGUGGUGAGGUUGAUCAAGCAAUGUCCUUGUUUGAUCGAACCGAUGAAAAGGAUAAGGUGACAUGGAACUCUUUGAUCUCCGGGUAUGUUCGUGUUGGUGCGGUUAAAGAAACGCUUAGUAUGUUGUCUAAGAUGCAUAGAGAGGGUCUGAAGCUGACCACUUACGCUAUUGGAAGCGUGUUGAAGGCUUGCUGUAUAGACCUGAAGGAAGAAAACGGUAUGGUUAUACACUGCUAUGUAGCAAAGUUAGGAAUGGAAUGUGAUCUAGUCGUUGGUACUGCGUUACUUGACAUGUACGCAAAGCAUGGGAGUUUGAAAGAGGCGGUAAAGCUUUUUAGUUUGAUGCCUGUUAAGAAUGUGGUUAUGUACAACGCCAUGAUCUCUGGGUUUCUCCAUACGGAUGAUAUAACUUGUAGUGAAAAAGCCUUCAAGCUCUUCAUGGAUAUGCAAAGACAGGGGUUGAAGCCCUCGCCGACGACGUUUUCAUCUGUGCUCAAAGCUUGUUGUGUGGGAAAAGCCUUGAAAUGUGGAAAGCAGAUCCACGCGUUGGUAUGUAAGAAUAACUUUCAGUCUGAUGAGUUUAUCGGCAGCGCUCUCAUUGAGCUUUACGCGUUGAUGGGCUCACCUGAAGAUGGAAUGCGAUGCUUUGCUUCAACGUCAAAGCGAGAUAUCGCCUCGUGGACGUCCAUGAUCGAUUGCCAUGUCCAAAACGAGGAGCUUGUGAGUGCGUUUGAUCUGUUCCGACAGCUUUGUUGUUCCCGUUUAAGACCGGAAGAGUAUACGGUCUCGCUUAUGAUGAGUGCUUGUGCUGAUUUCGCUGCGUUGAGCUCAGGAGAGCAGGUUCAAGGGUUUGCUAUAAAGAGUGGAAUCGAUGCUUUCACCAGCGUCAAGACCUCGAGCAUCUCUAUGUACGCAAAGUCAGGUAACAUGCCUCUCGCGAGUAAAAUAUUCACCGAGGUCGAACAUCCAGACGUUGCAACGUACUCAGCUAUGAUCUCGUGUCUUGCGCAGCACGGUUUCGCUAGCGACUCCCUAAACCUCUUCGAGACGAUGAAAACCUGCGGGUUCAGACCUAACCAGCAGGCGUUUCUCGCUGUUCUGAUAGCUUGUUGCCACGGAGGAUUAGUCACGCAGGGACUAGACCACUUCCAAACCAUGCGGGACGAGUACAGGAUCAGCCCUAACGAGAAACACUUCACUUGCCUCGUCGAUCUCUUAGGUAGAACGGGGAGGUUAUCAGAGGCUGAGAGUUUGAUUCUGAGCUCUGGGUUUCAAGACCAUCCGGCGAUGUGGAAAGCGCUGCUGAGCUCUUGCAGGGUUUACAAGAACAGCGUGUUGGGGAGACGCGUUGCGGAGAGGUUGAUGGAGCUCGAGCCUGAAGCCUCUGGCUCGUAUGUUUUGCUGCAUAACAUCUACAACGAGUCUGGGGUUAAUUCUUGUGGUGAAGAGGUGAGAGAGCUGAUGAGAGAUCGAGGGGUUAAGAAAGAACCGGCUUUGAGCUGUAUUGUGAUUGGUAAACAAGCUCAUUGGUUUGCGGUUGCUGAUUCUUGUCACCCGUCGAGAGAGAUGAUCUACGCGAUGCUGCAACAGCAGUUGGAUACUAUGAACAGUGUAGACCAUGAGACUCUUGUUUGUUAUGUUACAUGAAAAGAAAAAUUAAUGCCAAGUAUUGUCUCACAGCUCAUGUACAAUUACGAGUUAAUGAUGUUUCAAAGGUAGACAUAAAGACUUGACACACAAGAAACAACUCAGAACAUGAUCUUCCA
Molecule: messenger RNA, 2433 nt
Organism: Brassica oleracea var. oleracea
Lineage: Eukaryota; Viridiplantae; Streptophyta; Magnoliopsida; Brassicales; Brassicaceae
Product: pentatricopeptide repeat-containing protein At3g13880
Exons: 1
Coding region: 65-2314 (749 amino acids)
Biological process (GO): RNA modification
Molecular function (GO): RNA binding; protein binding
Source: RefSeq, a predicted model, not a curated record